Messenger RNA from Vombatus ursinus (common wombat), 4665 nucleotides. RefSeq names its product WD repeat domain 72 (gene WDR72). Gene Ontology annotation, biological process: protein localization to plasma membrane. Gene Ontology annotation, molecular function: protein binding. Gene Ontology annotation, cellular component: cytoplasm. Bases 96 to 3389 code for a protein of 1097 amino acids. Lineage: Eukaryota; Metazoa; Chordata; Mammalia; Diprotodontia; Vombatidae. The transcript is spliced from 20 exons. The record is from RefSeq and is a predicted model, not a curated record.
GCUACCAACAAGGAUUUCCUCUGCUUAUAAAUUCACAAAUACCAUUCUUGUGUCUACAUUCUGGACCUGAUUUUAUCAGACAGAUUUUGUACAUUAUGAAGACUUUUCUGCAGGCAGUGGCAUUAUGGGGGAAAAAGGCACCUUCUCACAGCAUCACUGCCAUAAUGAUUACAGAUGAUCAACAUAGUAUUGUUACAGGGAGCCAAGAGGGUCAACUAUGUCUCUGGAAUCUUUCCUCUGAAUUAAAGAUCUCAGCUAAAGAGCUUCUCUUUGGUCAUACUGCUUCUGUAACAUGUUUGGCAAAAGCAAGAGAAUUUGAAAAACAGCCAUAUGUUGUUAGUGCUGCUGAGAAUGGGGAGAUGUGUGUUUGGAAUGUCACCAAUGGCCAGUGCAUUGAGUCUGCAACUCUCCCUUAUAGACACACAGCCAUCUGUUACUAUCACUGCGCCUUCCGAAUGACAGGAGAUGGCUGGCUUUUGUGUUGUGGAGAGUAUCAAGAUAUCCUCAUUAUUGAUGCCAAGACCUUGGCAGUUCUUCACACUUUUACAUCCUCUCAAUCUCCUGAUUGGAUCAACUGCAUGUGCAUUGUUCACUCCAUGAGGAUUCAAGAGGAUUCUCUCCUGGUGGUUUCUGUAACAGGAGAUCUCAAAGUAUGGAAUCUGUCCUCCUCCAUAAAUAGCAUCCAGGAAAAGAAAGAUAUUUAUGAGAAAGAAUCCAAAUCUCUGGACUCACCGAACUGCCGGACGAUAAGAUUUUGUCCCUACACGGAAAGACUUCUGUUGGUGGUAUUUUCUAAAUGUUGGCAGGUUUAUGAUUACUGUGAUUUUUCCCUCCUGCUCACUGAAGUCAGUAAAAGCAGGGAAUUUUUUGCUGGUGGAGAGGUGCUUGCUGCUCACCGAGUCAUCAUCUGGACAGAAGAUGGUCACAGUUAUAUCUAUCAGCUGCUGAACAGUGGACUUUCAAAAAGUUUAUAUCCUGCUGAUGGAAGAGUACUUAAAGAAACCAUGUAUCCUCAUUUACUUUGCUCUACUUUUGUAAAAGAAAAUAAGAGCUAUCCGUUUAUUAUGGGUUAUCUCAAUGAACGGAAGGAACCUUUCUAUAAAGUCCUCUUCUCAGGAGAAAUGUCUGGAAGAAUCACUUUGUGGCAUAUCCCUGAUGUUCCAGUAUCAAAGUUUGAUGGUUCCCCUAAAGAGAUACCAAUAACUACCACUUACACCCUUCAAGAUAAUUUUGACAAGCAUCACACUAUGUCACCCAGCAUUAUUGAUGGUUUCUGUGCUCUUGAAGAUGGAGCUGGAAGCCCAGCAGUCACUUCGUCUAUGUAUAUUCCAAAUUUUGACAAGCUAAUAUGUGGAUGUGAAGAUGGGAGGAUCUUCAUAACACUUGCUUUAAAUGCAGCAAAAGCAGGACUUUUGGAAGAUAAUGCCUUAUUUAAAAAAGAUUCCCUACCUCACAAAGUUCUUAGAGGCCACAACGGAAGUGUUACUUCAUUACUUUAUCCUCAUAGCCACUCUUCCAAAUUAGAUCCAAGCUGGAUGGUUUCAGGGGAUCAAGAUUCUUGUGUAAUCUGGUGGGACAUCUUAACUGAAGACGUCUUGCAUAAAUUCCUUUUGUGGGCAGGUCCAGUAACAAGCCUUUUGAUGUCACCAGAAAUCUUCACACUGAAAGAUCACCAUGUUGUAUGCUGUGUAUGCAGUGACCACUCGGUUAUACUACUCCAUCUUGAGGAAAAGACAUGUGUUUUGAAGGCUCAGAAGCACCUUUCCCCUGUGACAACAAUCAAAUGGCAUCCUGUAGAAAAUUUCUUAAUUGUUGGCUGUGCCGAUGAUUCUGUUUACAUCUGGGAAAUUGAAACUGGCACUUUGGAAAGACAUGAAACAGGAGAGAGAGCAAGAGUGAUUCUUAAUUGUUGUGAAGAUUCACAGCUUUUCAAGCCUGAGCCUUUAUUUGCAGUUGCUUCAGAAACACACAAGCACAAACAUGCAGAUUACAGGUCCUCCAGUUCCUCCCAACUUGGCACCUUGUCUUAUCCUAUUCCUCAUGCCGAAUCUUUACCUAAGCUCCCAGUUACUUCAUCUUUCUCAGGUCCAUUUAAUGUGUUACCAGUGAAGAGCAAAUGGAGCAACAUUGACUUUCAUGUUCUUUUUUUUGACCUGGAAAAUCUUGUGGAACUGCUGCUCUCCACCCAAUUCAACAGCUUUAGCACCUCCCACUCAUGGCAUGGCAGUGAUAUUCUAAGAAGAGCCAGAAGCACCUUUGAGAAAAGGCCACUGACUCUGAAAAGGAGUAAAACUUCCACCUCCUCUAUUUCAGGGGAAGUGCAGAUGAAGAAUAUUUGUGAGAACCAGGGCCAGGGAGAUAUCCCAGGCAAGUCCUUUGAAGAAAAUGAGGGCAUCAGACGACACAAAAAAAUGAAGAGUUCCAAAAAAGCUCAAUUUAUACCACCAAGAAAAGUCGAUAUCAACCUCAUGAUAGAUACAGCUAAACUUCUCUUGUCAUGCCUCUUACCAUGGGGUGUGGAUAAAGAAUUAGAUAAUCUUUGCAUUCAGCAUCUAAAUAUUUUAAGGCUUCAAUGUCCAGCUUCCUUAGGAUUAGCUUCAAAUGAAGAUCACUUCUCUUUGAUGUUGCCUGGUUGGAACUUUUGCAGUCCAGGAAUGAAGGAAGGGUGUUCAGUCGUCAAUUUGUUUUCUAGAAAAGUGCUAGACUUGUCAAAUAAAUACAUCGCUGCCCUCCCAAGUCAACCAGAAGGUAUAAGGGAGCUAGAAAGUGAUUCAAAACAUAGAUCAGACACUAUAUUAUAUCUGUUAAGCAAAUUGUUUUUAGUUAUCAAGUUAGUUAACAUGCCUUUAGAGUUGGCCUACAGAAGCAACAGCAGUCACCACAAAACAGAAUCUGUUCCUAACAAGGGAAAAUAUACUGGCAAUGAUAAUUCAAGUUUCUAUGGCAAUUUACGAAAUGGUAAAACUGAAUGUCAUUUUCCUGAUGCUGAUCUUUCUCUGGUGAAGCUAGUUUCCUGCUGGAGAGACCAGUCUGUACAGGUCAUUGAAGCAAUACAGGCUGUUCUACUGGCUGAAGUUCAACAAUACAUGAAAACCUUAAGAACAAGAUACAUCAACCAUCCACCACUGCCCGUGGUAGGCAAUGGAAAUGGAGAGAAGGAGACGCUGCCAAAGAAUGAACAGUCAGAACAGCUAGAGUUACAAUGCAUUAAAAACAGGACUUCGCAAACUACAGUCAGCGUGGUCAAGCAUGACAGCCACUCAAACUCGGCAAACUUCCAAGAAGCUGAGGACAUGCCUGACAGAUGUGUCUUAGAAGAGUCAGAGAGCCCAGGUGAGCACAAAACACAUCCUUGGAUGGCUAAGAUGUGCUCCUGUAAGAUGUGUUGAAAUGCCUCCUCAUUUAUUGGACUUAGGAUUUAAAUUAAAUAAGGAACUGAAAGCAUAUUUUUUUUUCAUAAAGACUAUGUUGUGAUUAGAAUACAAGAACCAGUUAAUAUGUCAAUCUUUGAAGCCAAACUGCUUAAAAAAUUGUAAGAGCUGAUCCAUUACAAAACUAUGCACUAUAUCCCAAAAAACGUUUUCUAAAUUACCUCAUGAAUCUGCUACUUAGUUUUUCCAUUGCUAUCCGCAAUGUAGAAUGCUUGUCCUCUACCAUGUGGGUAUUUGUAGCUUAGUUCAGCUUUGAUAGUGUAUUUAGGUUCCAUUUUUUUUCAUACUCCUGAAUCAUUUUAAAAACAAUAUUAUGUCAAAGAUUACAUAAGGCUUUUAUAUUGACCACCAUUUGAUUUUAUAACCUUCAAUUUGUUUAACUAUGGUAUCAGAAACUUGCCUGCUCUGUUGUGGUUUGUUAUUAUCUUUAUCAUACGCAGCCAUCACCAAGCAGCCAACGUAUCUCUAAGCACUCAGUAAAAUCACCUGCCACAUGAUUAUUUCAGUUCAUUCCUUCCAAACAGAUGCAAAAAGCUGGGUGUGAUCAUUUACUUCUGUAUCAUUUAGUUGGUUUGUUGUUCCCCAUGUAAGAUUGGAUGGAGCGCAUGGUUGUCUGAUCAUCAACUUAUGAACCAAUCUGCAUCAAUGGAUAUUACUGGUAUGAUCAGCAUGAUCCAAGCUAGAAAUGGGAUUAAAAUUUGACCUUCAUAUCAACUUGUAUCUUUCUUCUCCAAUGCUCUUCAGUUUUCUUUAGCUGAGAUGCAGAAAAUGAUACUUCAGCACUCUGUAAUUUGACUGUGUGGGUACUUAUUCUACAACACCCAGGGCCACUCUGAUAUAACUUAGGAGAUACUCUCCAAGAAUUACUCUUACCCAAAAUAAUGCAUCACCCUGCAGUCAACUUGGUGGUGAGUGUUUCCAAACUUAGCUUGGAGGUCCUUGUGACAUAGGCAUAAGCAUAUUAUUCAUUGCCAGACCCAUAAUUGAAGCCAAAUCCUUUUCAUUUUAGUGGGGCCUACUAGAAUUUUUAGUCUGCUUACACAUUAUUCAAGAACCCAGGGUCACCUCCAUAUUACAAUGAAAAAAAUCACAGUAGAGGGGGAAAACUACAAUAAAAAAAAUAGGAAAGCCCUUCAGAUAUUCACCCAUCCAUCAGUGGUUAGAUGCAUCACAAUCCAUUUCCCAAAAUUCAUAUUAUAACCCCAAAGACAGUUUCUAAAUCAGCAAUAUCAUA